Messenger RNA from Rasamsonia emersonii CBS 393.64, 5226 nucleotides. Its product is annotated as Vacuolar protein sorting protein (VPS11). Gene Ontology annotation, cellular component: HOPS complex; endosome. The record is from RefSeq and is a predicted model, not a curated record. The transcript has 10 exons. Gene Ontology annotation, molecular function: protein binding; protein-macromolecule adaptor activity. The coding region runs from base 1 to 5226 and encodes 1741 amino acids. NCBI's taxonomy places the organism in Eukaryota, Fungi, Ascomycota, Eurotiomycetes, Eurotiales, Trichocomaceae. Gene Ontology annotation, biological process: vacuole organization; endosome organization; organelle fusion.
AUGCCCCUCCGCCGACCGACUUCGCCUCUUAUCCUCGAAGAGCUGUCGACCAAUGAUUCCGAUAUAGAUGACGUGCUUGGAUCGGACGAUGAACUGGACGAGUCGACCCGUGCUGCGAAGCGGAGGAGGAUCGAGAAGCUGGGCGAGUCCUACCUGCAAGGAAAGCCACUCUUCAUUGCUUCCGCUUCGCUCAGGGGUCCAUUCGACGAUGGCUGGGUCAAUCCGUGGAAGAAGCAGAGGAAGCAAUGGCGGGAUUCGCUAAGCAAUCUCAAGAAGAUCAAUUCUUGCGCAAAGACAGCUCCUGUGGAAGGACGGGUGAUACCAGAAACCGAUGUCAAGAAACGCUGUACCGAAGAGCCUUCAGCAACCAUGGGGAGAGGCAACCAGCCCGGAGAAAUAGUUAGGAAGAGAAGCACUGUCUUCCCAGGACCAGAAACAGAUAACCACGGGGGUUCAGAAGUCUCAAAUCCGCGUGAGGCUUCCGUAGCUUCAGGGGCUUCAUCCAACGCUCGGAAAAAGCAAAGAAGAUCGCUACCUUGGAUCGAAAACACCACGGCAUCGACAGAAUCAGGACCAAAUUCUUCUGAUAGAACAUUCAAAAGUGAUUGGCUGAGAAAAUCUAACAUGACCAUCAAUGUUCGUGAUGUAGAUCCACCAAAAUCUCCUACUCCUCUCUAUGCAGGCCGCCGUGAUAGAGUCAAGGAGAUUGCAAAGAAAAGUUCUCAAACAGCGACUUCUCCAACUUCCUCUCGAAAUAUUCCCUCAUGGCCCGCAGAUUUAUGUGGUGCUAAGAGGAAACCUUCCCCACGUGAUUCCUCGAAUGCAUCGCACGCCUCAGGACUCUCGCCGCAACGAGACGCUCGUGGUGCAGUUCAGCCCCCAAUCGUGGAUGAGGCUGAUGCCUCUCGACCCCAGGGAAAAUCUAUUGCUCCCGCUCUACAACAUGCUGUAGCAGAUCCUGCCGAGAAUCGAUCUAGACGAUCCUCGGUGUACAUUGUUCCGCCGUCCUCGCACCUUCCAGAGUUUAGGUAUCGUCGACCCAAGAAUCCUGUUCAACCUGAGGAGUUUUCCUCGAGCCCAUCAAAGUGGACGCGGGCUGCAGAUGGAGAUGUGUCUGGUAUGACUGGGCCUCAAAGAGAGAUAAGUGUUCAGGAGGCCAAGGAGCUUCCAAGCUCUGCACGCGGUUCUUCAAACCAAAAGCACGACUCGAUAUGUCCUAAUGACCAUGGUCGUAGACCAGAUUCUACCCGACUGCGAGCAAGCAUUGGGCCAGGUGCAGAACCUUCCGGAUCGAGGAAUCUUGCUUCGAACUCAACAGGAAGUGAACAAAUCCCAUCGGCUCAAGUAGUGCCAGGAAAUCAAGGACUGUCUGAUCGUAUGAUUUCGCUGCAUUCAACUGAGCUGCAUGGUGAGCGAGGUACGCAGAAUGACCGGGAAGAUGACGAUGCACAGAUUUCCACACAGGCAGCCUUACUGCUUGCGCAAAAAUCUUUUCAAGAUGAUCUUACAACACCAAAAUGCGGAAUUCAACCCAAGUCUGCUGCUAGUCAUCCAGACCACCAGUCCACUGCCAACAGGAUCACACCGUUCUCUCACAUUAACACAACACCGGAGCGACACAGUGACAAUGUUCCAAUGACAGCUAGAACUGAGAGAUUCCAAGCACUGAAUACCCAGGCCAUGAUUGAUGCAGUUACACCAUUUACCUUCAGCACAUCCAAGAAGUCUGAACCUUGGAUGGAACCAGGAUCUGGUCUUACAAAGACUCUAUCAAGCCUUAAGCGACGAAAGAAGACAUGCUUUGCGCUGUCGUCGUCUCCGCCUCGAAGUGUCUCAUCUUCUUCAGAUGGUGGUCUUCAGCAGCAAGAUGCACCAGCCCAUGCGAUCCCUGGCAAAAACGUGGAAGCGUCACAAAUUGCAGCUACCGGGUUCGACCAGGUAGAGACCGAGAACUCAGUACAGGGGUCAUCUCAUGCCCUCCAGUUGACAUUAUCUGGCUCAACGCCUACAACAGAACAACAGGAUGGCCAGGGAUUGCUUGGUGGAAUGGAUUCAUUUAAUAUAAAUCAGGUGAUCCAAGACGCAGGGAGCUGGCUCCAGCAAAGCUGGGAAGUUGAAAAAGAAUUGAGGCGUUGCAGUGGUCAAAGCGCCCAGUCUUCCUCUACACAGACUCAGAGGGCGGCAACCACGUUCGUUUUAAUUAAAACUUUCAUGAGUGUGCUGAUGUUUAACCUCCCGGCAGACUGGUUGGGUACGUCAGAUAAGCACGGGUGGGACAACUGCCUAGCGCCACGCGGAGCUCCAUCCAACACUGUUUCCACUCCGCCUGGAGCUCUGCGACAACCCAUCUUCAACCCCCGCGCAUAUCAUUGCUGCUCAUGGCGCGGGUUCAAGGCAAAUGGCUCUGACUUCGUGAAACAGUGGAAAACAUUCAACUUCUUUGAAGUCUCGCAAGUCAAGCUUCCAGAGGAGAGCUCCUCGGUGUUCAACGAUGACGUUGCUUGCCUUUGCACCGGCUCCGAUAACCUCUUCCUUGGCACCAAUGAUGGAGUCGUCCAUAUCGUGUCGUCAUCCUUUAAGGUUGUCCGCUCGUUCAAGGCCCACGAUGCGGGUUCCAUCAGGCAUAUGAAGCAGGUUGAGGGCACAUCGCUUCUAGUUACAAUCGCGGAGGAUCUACCGAACGAGCCCGUCCUCAAGGUCUGGGCGCUUGACGAGAUCGGGAAGAAAACCGGGGCACCGCGCUGUCUUUCGACGUUAUCUGUGCAGAACGGCAGGAGACCAUUUCCAGUGUCUGCUUUUGCAGCUCUAGAUGAUCUGUCCCAGCUUGCUGUAGGGUUCGCGAAUGGCUCCGUCGCCAUCAUCCGGGGCGAUUUAAUCAAUGACCGUGGUGCGAGACAACGUAUUGUCUUUGAGUCUGAGGAGCCUAUUACGGGGCUGGAAACGCAAAGGGGUCACACGACGAUUUUGUACAUCGCUACUACCAAUCGAAUCCUCACAUUGACAAUCGCUGGACGGGGCCAGGGACAACCUGCACGAGUGUUGGAAGACGCCGGCUGCGGACUUGGCUGUAUGGCCUUGGAAAAGGAGACGGGAGACAUUCUGAUUGCUAGGGAGGAUGCUAUCCACACCUAUGGACCCCGUGGACGUGGGCCCAGUUAUGCUUUUGACAGCCCCAAGUCCUCGCUUAAUCUUUUCAGAGGUUAUGUUGCCUUGGUGUGCCCACCGAAAACUUCGAAGUCAGAUUCCUUGCGGAGGCUUGGCGUGAGUCAGGUUGAUGAUAUCUUCAAUACCUCGACUUUCACGCUGCUCGAUACGGAUUUGAAGUUUAUAGCCCAUUCGGAGGUCCUUGUCUCUCCUGCAAAGAGCGUAUUCACGAUAUGGGGGGACCUAUUUCUCAUUACCAUUGAUGGGAAGAUUUAUCGCUAUCACGAGAAAAGCCUUCAGCAGAAACUCGAGAUUUUGUACCAGAGGAAUCUUUACAUUCUUGCCAUCAAUCUCGCCCAGAAAGCCGGCGUUGAUACUCUGCAACAAAACGUGAUUUUCCGCAAAUAUGGUGAUUACUUAUAUCAAAAAGGGGACUAUGAUACUGCAAUGCAACAAUACCUUCGAGCAAUCGAUAACACUGAGCCCUCUCAAGUUAUUCGGAAGUUCCUGGACACACAACGGAUACAUAACCUCAUCGAAUACUUAGAGGAGUUACAUGAUCAUGAAAGAGCGACCGCAGAUCAUACUACCUUGCUGUUGAAUUGUUAUGCGAAGUUGAAAGACACGAGCAAGCUGGACUCCUUCAUCAAAGCUCCUGGCGAGCUGAAAUUCGAUCUCGAAACAGCCAUAGCGAUGUGUCGUCAAGGCGGAUAUUUUGAGCAGGCUGCCUACCUCGCCACCAAGCACGGUGAACAUGACAUGAAACUGUUGCUAUCCAUCUGGAAUUGGGAGCUGAUGUGGAACAAGGCCUAUCCAAAUCUGAUGAAGUAUGCUCGUGUCUUGCUAGGACAUUGUCCACGUGAGACAACGCAGUUAUUCAUAGAUUACUAUACCGGUAGGUACCGGCCGAAGAAGGAAGCGGAGCUUCCUGUGAAGACCGAGACGCAGUCGGGAAGCGCCGUUCAGAACCUGGCAGCUCUGCUGCCCUUGCCUUACGUGGGUACAGGUGGGACAAAAGCACAGCCUUCUGAAGCUCAAGUGACUUCAGAGGAGAAAAGCCUUGACGUAACUCCAACUUAUGAAAUUCCUAAACCAAGAACUGCCUUUUCCGCGUUCGUCGACCAUCCAGACGAGUUCAUCACUUUUCUAGAAGCUCUCAUUAAACAGGAGUCAUUGAAAAAGGAGGACAAAAUUGACCUCUACACUACUCUUUUUGAGAUGUACCUGGAUACUGCGAAAAGAAAGAAAGAUGCAAGCGAGAGACAAGAGUGGGAAAACAAAGCCAAGAAAUUGAUAGAAGGCAAAGAUAUACCUAUCUCAACGUCCAAUGUUCUCCUACUCUCAGACCUGUCCAACUUCCGGGAGGGAACAACACUCGUCAGGGAGCAAGAAGGCCUGCGCUCCGACAUAUUCCGUUCCUACACCGCGGCGAAGGACACUCAGGGUGUGAUUAAGGCACUGAGAAAGUAUGGACCAGAAGAGCCGCAAUUAUACAUCGAUGCUCUAGCGUACUUCACUUCCAGCCCGAAAAUUCUGGAAGAAGCGGGGGACGAACUGAAUGCUGUCUUGCGAAAAAUUGACGAAGACGGACUAAUGGCACCAUUACAAGUCAUUCAAGCGCUGAGCAAUAAUGCGGUUGUGACAAUGGGUAUGAUAAAGAAAUAUCUGAGCGAUAACAUUGAGAGGGAACGCAAGGAGAUUUCCACGAACCGUCGUUUGAUAUCCAGUUACAGCAGUGAAACAGAGAGCAAGAAGAAGGAGAUUGAGGAAUUGGGCACAAAGCCAGUAGUAUUCCAGGCGCGUCGCUGCAUGUCCUGUGGAGGAAGUUUGGAGUUACCAGUCGUCCACUUUCUUUGCAAGCACUCUUUCCAUCAGCGAUGUCUGGACAGAACUGAUGAGGAUGCGGAAUGCCCUGUAUGUGCGCCACAGCAUGCCACGAUCAAGGCAAUACGAAAACGACAGGUGGAAUCGGCGGACCAGCACGAUCUCUUCAAUAGCGAACUGCAUCGCAGCAGAGAUCGAUUUGGCCUUAUCAGCGAAUUCUUUGGCCGCGGGGUCAUGCGGCCCCAGAAAACUGAAUAG